This is a messenger RNA of Armigeres subalbatus, 6171 nucleotides long. RefSeq names its product clustered mitochondria protein homolog (gene clu). The transcript has 6 exons. Gene Ontology annotation, molecular function: protein binding; mRNA binding. The record is from RefSeq and is a predicted model, not a curated record. Gene Ontology annotation, cellular component: cytoplasm. The coding region runs from base 597 to 4916 and encodes 1439 amino acids. Lineage: Eukaryota; Metazoa; Arthropoda; Insecta; Diptera; Culicidae. Gene Ontology annotation, biological process: intracellular distribution of mitochondria.
CGUGUUCUUCGGUGCAGUGAUUUCUGAACCGCGUGUUGCAUAAUUUUCUACCGGAAAAAAACGCGUGUGAUUUUCCGAUUUUUCCAGCUUCAGUUCUGGAAAACUGUUAAGUUUAGUCUACCGUCGGUGUGAAACAUGAAUUCUGCGAGUCCGACUAAACAAAUUUAGCAUUAUUCUUCCGCGGUAUUAAUUGCGAAAUUAUUGUGUUGUUUUCUUUUGUAGUAGCUUUCCGCCCGCUGCUUGUGGUAGUGUGUCUUUUGGGUAGAGUCCAAAGACUUCUGAGAGUGUCUCGCGUUGUCCAUUCAUGCUUUGCAUUUGCCGUCUGCACUCUUGUGUAGUCUCACAGUUGGAUUCUCCCGUCGUGCAGUGAAGGAAGUGAUUCGAUUCCGUUCUGGCAACACGCGAUAUUCGCUCCGGUAGUUCAAUCCUCCAUUCAAAGGAGGGCAAGUUAUAGUGGGCUGUGGAUAAGAAAAUAAGGAUUUGCAGUGCUUCCGAAGUUGGCACCCGAAAAGUUUAUGAGUGUCCGGAAGGUGUGAGAAUCCGAAGUGUAAAUAACGUGAUCAUAACGUGGAGAAUUUUCAUUUUGCGCAAAAACGAUGGCUUUAGGAUCGGAAAAAGCCGAGAAGGACAGUACUUCGAUAGUAGCUAAGGGUGGGCCGGCGUCUAAUCCGGAACCGAAGAAAAAGGGAAACAACAAAAAGCAAAAGAACGGUAAAGACAAGGAAACGACACCGCCACCCGCCAAGGAACCUCUGGUCAACGGUCACAACACCGCCGUCAACGGGAUGAACGGCCACACAUCGGAAGGCGAACAGCAUAAAGAAAAAACUGCUUCCGACGACAAGAAGAAGUCCGAAUCGGAAGUGAUGGAGAUCAUUCAGGAUACCGGUUUCACAGUGCAAAUCCUGUCGCCUGGAGUGGAAGCUCUGUCGAUUCAGGUGUCCAGCAUGGAGUUGGUGCAGGAGAUUCAUCAGCUACUGAUGGACCGUGAAGACACGUGCCACCGGACAUGCUUCUCACUGCAGUUGGAUGGGGUAACUUUGGAUAACUUUGCCGAGUUGAAGAACAUCGAAGGUUUGAAGGAAGGCUCGGUGGUUAAGGUUGUCGAAGAACCAUACACGAUGCGCGAAGCUAGGAUCCAUGUGCGGCAUGUGAGAGAUCUAUUAAAGUCGAUGGACCCGGCCGAUGCUUAUAACGGUGUGGACUGCAGUUCGCUUACUUUCCUGCAUACGAUCACCCAAGGCGACAUACUAGAGAAGAAAAAAGGUCGAUCAGAGAGUGUGGAUUGCACUCCUCCAGAGCAUAUCAUGCCAGGCGCAAAGGAUAGGCCAUUGCUUCCACUGCAGCCUGGUGUAGGCAAAAAGGGUCCUCUGCCAUUGAAGGUUCUAACGACUUCCGCGUGGAAUCCUCCCCCAGGUCCUCGAAAGUUGCAUGGUGAUUUGAUGUACUUGUAUGUAGUAACAAUGGAAGAUAAGCGGUUCCACAUCUCGGCUUGCCCCAGGGGCUUCUUCAUAAACCAAUCGACGGAUGAUGUGUUCGAUCCCCGUCCAGAUAAUCCCAGUUACCUGUGCCAUUCGCUGAUUGAUCUGUUGUCACAGAUUUCAGCCACUUUCCGUCGGUGCUUUGCUCAAAUGCAAAAGAAGCGUACCCAGCGACAUCCGUUCGAACGAGUCGCUACGCCUUACCAGGUGUAUACGUGGUCGGCCCCAUCCCUGGACCACACUAUCGAUGCCAUUCGUGCGGAGGACACCUUUUCUUCCAAGCUUGGGUAUGAGGAACACAUCCCUGGUCAAACGAGGGAUUGGAAUGAGGAAUUGCAGACAACUCGUGAAUUACCUAGAGAAACCCUUCCAGAGCGUUUGCUCCGAGAACGUGCCAUAUUUAAGGUUCAUAGCGAUUUCGUAACAGCCGCUACACGGGGUGCAAUGGCCGUGAUUGAUGGAAAUGUGAUGGCAAUCAACCCAGGGGAGGAUGCCAAGAUGCAAAUGUUCAUCUGGAACAACAUCUUCUUUUCGCUCGGGUUCGAUGUGAGGGAUCACUACAAGGAACUUGGAGGAGAUGCGGCAGCAUUCGUUGCUCCGAGAAAUGAUCUUCACGGGGUUCGAGUGUACUCCGCCGUCGAUGUUGAAGGAUUGUACACUUUGGGAACGGUAGUUAUUGACUACCGUGGUUAUCGAGUGACGGCUCAGUCAAUUAUUCCUGGCAUUUUGGAACGUGAGCAGGAACAGUCUGUUGUGUAUGGAUCGAUUGAUUUCGGAAAGACGGUGCUGUCGCAUGAGAAAUACUUGGAUCUAUUGAAUAAUGCUGGAAAGCAUCUUAAAAUACUGCCACACAGUGUCUUAAAUGAGAAGGAAGAGGAAAUCGAGCUGUGCUCGUCAGUUGAAUGCAAGGGUAUCAUUGGCAACGAUGGUCGUCAUUAUAUUCUGGAUUUGCUAAGGACCUUUCCUCCGGAUGUAAACUUUUUGAAGUUAGACGAAGAGCUGAGCAAAGAUUGCAAGGCACUUGGUUUCCCGAUUGAACAUAAGCACAAGCUGAGCUGUUUGCGACAGGAAUUGCUUGAAGCGUUUGUCGAGAGUCGAUAUCUCAUGUUUAUCAAACAUGCAGCGUUCCAGUUGCAACAAUUGAAUUCCGCCAAGUUAAAGCAAAAACAGGAUGCCAAAGAAUCGAAGGAUGGCGAGAAAAAGGAAGACAUCAAGGCAAUCGAGGCCGCACCUGCUGUAAAGGAAGUAAUCGCAAAUGACGCCCCUGAGUCAAACAACAAUGUUGAGACAAAGGAAGAACCCUCAAAGAAGGAGGAAGUUACAGAAAAAACCAAGGACAAACCUGCAGGUUUACCAAAGGUCGAAACGGAAGAAGCUAAAAAGUUAAUGGAAUCGUUGCUAUCUAGUGAUGAGAAGAACGAAAGCAAGGAAGUUGUGAAACGUGCCUGCGAAGCAGUUGGUUCAUUGAAAGAGUAUGAAUUUGAUAUUCGUUUCAAUCCGGAUGUUUAUUCACCAGGAAUCAAGCAUGUUGACAAUCAAAAUGCUGCUAACUCAUUGAAGAAGCAAAAGCAACUGGUAAAGGAUGCUGCCGAGUUCCUUGUUAAACACCAAAUCCCAAGUUUUGUUCAUGACUGUUUGGACCAUACUGCAGCUCCUAUGGAUGGAACCACACUCACGGAAACUUUGCAUAGCCGAGGAAUCAAUGUACGCUAUUUGGGUAAAGUUGCUAACCUGCUGGUCAAGAUUAAGCAACUGGAAUACUUGCACACAAUUGCCGUCUCGGAGCUGGUCAUCCGUGCUGCUAAGCACAUCUUCACCACAUACAUGCAAAAUACAGAAAUGAUGAGUAUGGCCGCGGCCAUCGGCCACUUUUUGAACUGCUUCCUUACGACCACUACCGCAGUGUCGCAUUCUGGGAGCUCAUCCGAAUCGGAUGCCCUAACCAAAUCAGGAUCUUCCGGCGGCAAACAGCAACGUCGUCAAAACAAACGUUCCGGGGGUAGCAAGGGUGGCAAACCUUCAUUCCAGUGCACUCAGGACAAUAACGAAUGGCAGCAGCUGACAUCGAAAUCUCUUUGGUCUCAGAUUAAGCAGGAGCUUAAAUCGUAUUGGGACUAUGAACUGCUUCCAGCAGGAUCGCAUGAAUCUGCCGAUCCAGUCGUAGCUCAUUAUCGUCUGCAGAAGAUCAGUUUGUUGCGUGCAUUUUGUCUGAAGACUGGCGUUCAAAUCCUGCUUAGGGAGUACAACUUCGAAUUGAAGAACAAGUCUACUUUCGGCGAGAACGACAUCGUCAACAUGUUCCCCGUGGUCAAGCACAUUAAUCCCAGGGCUUCCGAUGCGUACAACUUCUACACCACCGGGCAAAGCAAAAUCCAGCAGGGCUAUUUCAAGGAUGGCUAUGACCUGAUCAGCGAAGCGCUCAAUCUUCUGAACAACGUUUACGGAGCGAUGCAUCCGGAGAAUGCCCAGUGUUUGCGCAUGUUGGCCCGUUUGAGUUACAUCAUGGGAGAUCCACAGGAGGCCCUUGCCAUUCAGCAGCGGGCGGUGCUCAUGAGCGAGAGGGUCAAUGGUAUUGAUCAUCCGUACACGAUCGCGGAAUACGCUCCUCUUGCGCUAUACUGCUUUGCCAACAGUCAAAUCAGCACUGCCCUGAAAUUAUUGUACCGUGCCCGGUACCUUGCCACAAUUGUGUGCGGCGAAAACCAUCCGGACAUUGCCCUAUUGGAUAGUAACAUCAGCUUGAUUCUUCAUGCCGUUGGUGAGUACGAACUAUCGUUGCGCUUCCUUGAGCAUGCCCUGGCGCUCAACAUUAAAUACUACGGCGAGAAGUCUCUGAAGGUAGCCGUCAGCUACCAUCUGGUGGCACGAACGCAAAGCUGCAUGGGCGAUUUCCGGUCUGCACUGAACAACGAAAAGGAAACGUACGCCAUCUACAAGCAGCAGCUCGGCGAAACGCACGAGAAGACGCAGGAAUCGUCUGAGUGCUUGCGCCACCUGACCCAACAGGCGGUCGUGUUGCAAAAGAAGAUGAACGAUAUCUACUCCAAUGGAAAAUUAACCAGUGGACUACCGCCGAUUCACAUUCAGCCACCGUCGAUGGGUUCGGUGCUGGACAUGCUGAAUGCGAUCAACGGUAUUAUUUUCGUACAAAUUAGUUCCAAAGAAAUCGCCAAUUUGAAGAACGAGAUCGAAAAGCGCCAAAAAGAAGGUGGCACUUCGGAGCAGCUCGCUGCUGCACAAGCCAGCCAGGAAGAAGUUGAUCGCAUGCUGACCGAAACCAUGGCCAAGACCGCCGCCGGAAUUCCGUUCGAGGAGCACGACAAGCAUGAGCUGCCCGUUGCUUCCGGUGCCAUUAGUAGUACGCAGUCAGCCACAAAGGACGACAGCAGCAGUAGCAAUAAUACGUCCAAAGCGGCUGAACAGCAGGUAAGCUGAAGGGAAGGCCCAUCUGGUCGCUUCCGUCAUUGACUGCUCGCAGUCUCAUUUCUACAACAUCGGUACAUUACACUACAAUAAUCAGCAGCUGAUAUGGAAGAUGAGAACUUCCGCUAGGAGUUGUUAUCGUUUUUCAGUUUGUUUAGUUAUAGUUUUUUGGCUCUGAUUGUAAAUGAGUCGCAUAGAAUAGACACCAGUUAGGUUGUUCAAUGAUAACUGUUAAGAAUGUUAUUUCAGUUUCCGUAAAUGUAAUUAAACUUUUUUGUUCUCUCACUGAGCUAUACAUUUUAGGGUCCUCAAAGAUCAGAAGCGCACACCACCUUUCUGAACUCUAUUAACUUUAUUAUUUUGCUAACUUCUUUAGAAGAAAUUGUGCUUUAUUAGGUGAAUUCUUUUAAUCCUAAAAUCAACGCUGAACCAAAAUAAGCGAAUCGUAGACGGUCAUCAAAGACGUGCAAUAGAAGACUGUUCACAAAAAGUCUAUAAAGAAUAAUAUCACCUUAUUUGCAAUAGCUUAAACGUACAUUAGCCAUCGAAUCCUCAAACGUUCGCUCUAGUCAGCGUAUUGCACACCGAACAUCGUAACCCGUAAAGUACGAAAUUGAAAUCAGAUAAAUUGUUGAAAAAUCCAAAGAUUGCUCAUUUCACUGACUGGAAUCCUUUGACAUUAUGAUGAUUCAUGAUACAUUUGCUAAUCAUAGAUUCAGCAGAACAAUCUCCAUCCUAAUCAAUUCUGUACAUCGGAAUGCAUUAUUAUUACUUACAAAAUACAGUCACAAUGAACUGGUGAAUAUUACCCGAUGCUAAUAGUGCAUAUCUAAUUAGAUAUACUUCGCUAUCACUAAAUUCAUCACAAAAUAGUAACACAACAGUACUCCAACAGACAGCAACAGAAAAAAACCAUAGCGAAUAAAACGUUAGGUGCGUAGUAGUUAGUCCAGUAGAUGUUAAACAACAUAUAGAAAACGCGUAGAUUUUCAAAUUGAACGCAGCAAUUGUUUCCGAAGAAGCAACUUAUGGAAUGAAACUGAAUAGAAACCGAAAAUGUGUGGAUAAGUAGAAAAUAAAAUAUUCAAAACAGAAAAAAUAAGAGCUUUGGUAUUCAUUGACAAGACACAUGUACGGCCACCGGGAUAUUGAGCUAUGUGCCUACUCACCGGACUACUAAAAAGUUAAGUUGGAUUCGUCCGGUGCUGGAUGCGGAGCAAUAAAGUUUAUCACAUAACUUUUCAGUUUCCUAUUUUUUAAUACCAAG